This is a messenger RNA of Serendipita indica DSM 11827, 1707 nucleotides long. Lineage: Eukaryota; Fungi; Basidiomycota; Agaricomycetes; Sebacinales; Serendipitaceae. The record is from the annotation of a GenBank genome assembly.
AUGAACGCUUUAGUGAAUCCUACGUUGCAAGAACGUAUGGAUAACCGGCGCCAAACUGUUAACUUUGGAGCCAGAGGCGUUGUGGGCGAUCACGGACACUAUGACCGGCGUGCUUCCCUUCCACAGCGGCUCAACUCAACAGGAAGCGCAAAUCGUUCUCUCCUGCAACCUUCUACGGAGAGUGGACACUCCGUUGUGUCGUCUAUGCUCUACAUUACCAGCUCACAGUGUGCCUCUCCAUCACUGGGACCCAUGCUCCUGCCUGAGGAGGCACGUACCAGCACAAAAGGACAUAGGGUGAAGCUAUCUAUUGUGGCAGAAGAAUUUGAGGACGGGCUCGCGGCUACGUUACAGGACAUGGCAUUGUCUGAGCCUGUUCCUGACUCAGGGAUCAUUCCUAGAGAGGACCUAUAUACCAGAACAGAGCAUCAACAAGACGCGCCGAUGCCGUAUCGGCGCUUUGCCUACGACAGGGAUAUCACUCCUGGAGAGUGGUCUACCUUACGAGAUCACGUACUGGCUCUUUGGAACGGCGAGGGUGAUCUUACCCAGACGCGGAACGCCGAGAUGGAAACGCAAACUCGCGUGGAUGAGUGGAACACUCAUUUCUUCAGCUCGAGGUGUAUGCAUCUCGUGCUGUUCGCUGGAAAUGUGGCCAAAGGCGGGUCCCUUUCCGGCUGGAAAGAAACCAGGAUAAAAUUCAAGGCUUCCAACGAUUGGGAUCUUGCUCCUGAAGAGAAGUCCACUGUUAUCACUGCCUCGACAGACGUAUCGGAAGCCAACCCGUCUCAGGUCCCAAGUCGAUCUCAGAGUCUACCAUAUGCUCUCGUCAUGUACGACCUGCAACGCUCCUAUCUACCCCGGGUACUAAAGGAUGCUCGUGCAAGUCGAUCACCAGGGUUCCUUCUACCGUGGAUGGAUAGUCCACCAGCACGUAGAUUACUACCCGAAAGACACUACGCCAUUCCAUCCAACCUCUAUGGAGAAGUAAAGCCACGUGGCAUCCCCAGAUCUCCAUCUUCCCUUGUCCCAUCAUCCGCGCGUGGCAACGCCGAGCGCAUGUUUUACUCGUUUGCGCCCGAUAAAACGCGUGUGAGGUGGAAGGUAGACCUCGACAAAGCCCUCCCGGAUUCUGGAGUGGCGCCAGGAGACCACACACUCUGGCCGUUUCUUCAAAGCAUCUUCUUGUCUGCGUUCUAUCAAGAGAAUCAUCUCGAGCCACGACUUGGUUCGCAAACGGGGCGCCAGUUGGCUACCUCUACAUUCCUUUCCACCUACAAUUCGAUGUUGGGUCAGAAUGCCUUGGCUAAGUUGCGAAUGAUUGAUAAUCCAAACAAUGAUCAGGAUGUGUGGAACGCUGUCUCUCUGUACACGGUACUGUACAGGUCACAGGCGGACAGUGCUCUCAAGCCUUGUUACUACUGCCUCGUAUGCAUGCUCCAGUUCCCCAGGUCGGGUAUGGAUGACAUGCUGGGUCACGUCCGCAAGCACUUGGGCCAUCAACCGUAUUUGUGCAGCUGCUCGACGUGUACUUCGGAAUAUGGUUCUUCGCGCUUCCACUCUGAAAAGGCGCUGAUCAGACACCAAGAGGAGGCUCGUCGGAUGGCUGUAAACCGGCACGGUUUUGAAUCUGGUCCGGUUACAUACUCGACGCCAACCACAUACUCGAUACCGACAUUUGAAGAAGAGUUGCGCAACUUGGGUUGA